Messenger RNA from Morone saxatilis (striped sea-bass), 1728 nucleotides. RefSeq names its product olfactory receptor 8I2-like. Gene Ontology annotation, molecular function: G protein-coupled receptor activity; olfactory receptor activity. Gene Ontology annotation, cellular component: membrane. The record is from RefSeq and is a predicted model, not a curated record. Gene Ontology annotation, biological process: G protein-coupled receptor signaling pathway. The transcript is spliced from 2 exons. Lineage: Eukaryota; Metazoa; Chordata; Actinopteri; Moronidae.
AUGGAUAAUGUUUCGUUUACUAUGUUUACUCUGUCAGGGUUAAAUGAUAUAGCAAACUACAGAGUUACUCUCUUUGCUCUCACUUUACUGUGUUACUGUGUGAUUUGGUUGGUAAAUGUGACCAUUAUUGUGACAAUUAUUAUGGACAAAAGCCUUCAUGAACCCAUGUACAUCUUCCUCUGUAAUCUGUGUAUCAAUGGACUUUAUGGGACAGCAGGAUUUUAUCCCAAAUUCCUUGUGGAUCUUCUAUCCACCAUUCAUGUAAUCUCUUAUGCUGGAUGCUUCCUGCAAGGUUUUGUGUUACACUCUUCAGUCUGUGCUGAUUUCUCUCUUCUAGUCCCAUCCUCUCACUAGUGCUAAUUGGCCUACGAAGGACUAUGUGGCUAUAUGUCAGCCCGUCCAUUGCCGUACCACCACCACUCUGCCUGAUGACCUAUCGACAGCAACAAUUUGUCUGGUUGUACUUUUUGCUCUGGCUUACUACCCUUUUUUUGGCUGUUUCAUCCAGGUUCAAUAACAACAUCAACUCCAGGUGUGUGCGCCACACACAUACCGAAAAAUGCUACCUGUAAUAAUUUUUUGAUUGGUAAAACUAGGCUUGUUCUGCCUCCAAUAAGCAAAGUUAUCCUUCUUAUUCCGUUUCAGCUUUUAAUUAUAACCUUUUAUUUUGGAUUUUAUUUUUCAUUAAUUAUGGUCCCUAUGUACUGUCUGAUCAAAAAAUGCAAACUCCAAAGAGAAACAGGAGUAAAAUUUAUGGUAGAAUUUGAAGAUUUAAUUGGUGAAAUUUUUUCUCUGAUCAUGGAAAAUAUUUCUGUUGUAAGAAUUUUCACUCUCUCAGGUUUAAAUGAAACAAUGAAUUACAGAAUCAUUAUCUUUUCACUUACUUUAUUGUAUUAUUGUGUGAUUUUGUUUGUCAAUAUCUCUCUCGUCACGAUUAUUAUCUUAGAUGAAAACCUGCAUGAACCUAUGUACAUCUUAUUGUGCAGUUUUUGCAUUAAUGGACUUUAUGGGACCACAGGUUUCUACCCUAAAUUCCUCUUAGAUCUACUGUCUAAAUCUCAUGAAAUCUCAUAUGAAGGGUGCCUUUUACAGGCUUUUGUCAUGUACUCAUUUGCUUGCUGUGAUUUGUCCAUUCUAGCUGUUAUGGCCUACGACAGAUAUCUGGCUAUAUGUCGACCACUGCACUACCACUCUUUCAUGACUAAGAGGAGGCUCUCUCAGCUGAUAUGUUUCUCCUGGUUAACACCUUUCUGCAUUUUCUUUGUCAGUAUUAUACUAACAUCUACACUGAAGUUAUGUGGUUCAAAAAUAGAGAAACUCUUCUGUGUGACCUGGAUAAUUGUUAAACUGGCUUGCCCGGACACUAACACUGUUCCAAACAAUAUUAUUUCAUAUUCAACAAUAUUCAUAUAUGUGUCUCAUGGGUUGUUCAUAAUGUGGACUUACAUCCAUCUUGUUAUAACUAGUGUGAGGUCCAAAGAAGACAGGGUGAAGUUUAUGCAGACAUGUGUGCCCCAUUUAGUCUCUUUAUCCACAUUUCUUGUUGUAAUAGUUUUUGAUUUGAUGUACAUGCGAUUUGGUUCCACAGAUUUACCUCAAAGUAUUCAAAACUUAAUCGCUAUAGAAUUUAUGCUUAUUCCUCCUGUUAUGAAUCCUCUAAUAUACGGAUUUAAACUGACCAAAAUACGAAAUAGAGUUUUAGGUUUAAUCUAUGUUGACAGAAAAUGA